This is a messenger RNA of Ceratina calcarata, 8224 nucleotides long. RefSeq names its product fibrillin-1-like. Gene Ontology annotation, molecular function: calcium ion binding. The transcript has 28 exons. NCBI's taxonomy places the organism in Eukaryota, Metazoa, Arthropoda, Insecta, Hymenoptera, Apidae. The record is from RefSeq and is a predicted model, not a curated record. Bases 176 to 8224 code for a protein of 2682 amino acids.
GCUGGACGAGGAGUUCGUCCUUUUCUCAAAACCCCAGUCACCGACAGGUGGUUUAUUUAUUUAUUUAUUUUUUUUUUUUUUUAAUUUCGUUACCGUGGAACCGAAUAGUGAAACCAGCCAAGAUUGGACAAAGCAUAGACGGAAGGAUCGUGGCUGAAGGAGGCUCCUGUCAGCCAUGGGGACGGCCAAGAUGAAACAUCUUUGGCCGUUGGUGGCGUGGAUACUUCUAUCCUUGUGUCCAGCCGAAUCCUUGCGAGGAUUUGGUCACGGACCGAGGAGGGAAGUGUUCUUUCUCAACCUCGAGGAUGGCUACUUCGGCUGUCAGGUAAACGAGUCGACGGACAUCCUACAGCUCCUCGAAUUAUCCAAACUGUGCGACAACCACGUCGACUGCUACCAAGGCACAGACGAGCAACGCGACAGACUAAAGUGCACAGACGACUGCACAAAGGAGGACGGGACCAAGUGUCUGAACGGCGUCUGUUUGGACUCCGUCUGCCAUUGUAACGACGGUUUCGGCGGGUGCAAUUGUCAGGUACCAGACGAGAACGAGUGCAAGUACCGACCCUGUGAUAUAUUCGCGCACUGCACGAACACCCUGGGUAGCUUCCAAUGUUCCUGUUUCCCCGGCUACCAAGGCGAUGGUUUCCAUUGCGAAGACAUCAACGAGUGCGAUAACCCGGUUUUCGCUGCUAGAUGCGUCGAGAACGCGGAGUGUUGCAAUCUUCCGUCGAAUUUUCUAUGCAAAUGCAAGUCCGGUUACAUUGGCGACGGCGAGGUGCACUGCGAAGACGUGAACGAGUGCGCGAUCGCUGGCGCGUGCGGCGACAAUACUAUCUGUCAUAACACGCCGGGCAAUUAUACUUGUACCUGUCAGCAAGGCUACACGGGAGACCCGUACGAAACUUGUAUCGAUUUCAACGAAUGCGAAUACGCGGGUGCCUGCGGACGGAACGCCCUGUGUGUGAAUAUAGCGGGUGGUCACAAGUGCCAGUGUCCCGAGGGCUAUAACGGCGACCCGGAGGUAGAAUGCGAGGACGUCGACGAAUGUGCGCGCAACCCUUGCGGUCGUUCAGCUCACUGCACAAACGUGCACGGCAGUUUCCGCUGCUCCUGCCCGGAAGGAAUGAGCGGCGAUCCUUGGGUAGGCUGCCACGAUAUCGACGAAUGUACAGCGUUAGAAAAUCCUUGUGGCAGGUAUGCUGUGUGCAAGAACACAGAUCCUGGCUACAACUGCGUCUGUCCUCCAGGAUAUAGUGCCAACCCUAAUCCAACAGUCGCUUGUGACCAGACCGACGUGACGACUCUUUGCAAAUCGAACUUCGACUGCGUUAAUAACGCCGAGUGUAUCGAGGGACAGUGUUUCUGCAAGGACGGGUUCAAAGCCGUGGGAGCUGAGUGCGUGGACCUUGACGAGUGUCUUUCGAAUCCUUGCGGGCCCGCGUCGAUCUGCGGCAACACUAGAGGCAGCUAUCAUUGCGAAUGCGAGUCCGGUUUUGUUGGAACCCCACCGCACAUACCAUGCAAGGCACCGUGCGACGAAGUAACUUGUGGAGAACACGCGUUCUGCAAAGCGGAUGGUCACGAAGCUUAUUGUAUCUGCGAGGAUGGCUGGACGUUCAAUCCCAAUGACAUUGCAGCUGGAUGCGUUGAUAUAAACGAAUGCGAUGCGAUAAAUGGCCCCUCUGGCCGUUGUGGAAAGAACGCGAUUUGUACGAACACUCUGGGUGGAUUUACUUGCCAGUGCAAGCCCGGCUUCUCAGGCAACGCCUUUAAACAAUGCAUGGACGUAGACGAGUGUACCAGGCAGGAUGCCUGUGGUCACGGUGCCGCCUGUACCAACACCGAGGGCUCCUUCUCGUGUACUUGCCCGGAAGGAACCAUUCCGGGUCCAGAUCCGUACAUAAAGUGUGUUGGUAUAGUUACCUGCGAAGAUGACAGCGACUGUCCAGGGAAUGCUAUUUGCGAUCCGCAGAAACGAUGCUUGUGUCCUGAGCCCAAUGUUGGAAACGAUUGUAGACAUCCGUGCGAGGACUUAUCCUGUGGACCGAACGCCCACUGCAUGUUGUCCAACGACGUGGCCACUUGUCUAUGCCGCAAUGGUUACACAGGGAAGCCCGGGGUGAAGGGCGGCUGUAGAGACAUCGACGAGUGUGCUAUCAAUCCGUGCCCACAAGGUGCGAUUUGUAACAACGAGCCAGGAUCGUUCUCUUGCCAAUGCCCAAGCGGUACCACGGGCGAUCCUUAUAGCGGUGGGUGUCAGGAAUCGAAAGCUCCCCACGUUUGCGGACCGAGCACUCCUUGCCCCGCUGGCGAGCAGUGCAUCAAGGAUGAAUUCGUGGGAAGUAGUGUAUGCAUCUGCCAAAGAGGGUACACGAGGGACCACGAGACAGGGAAGUGCAGGGAUAUCAACGAGUGCAUGGAGCUCAGGGACAAGCCUGCUUGUGGCGUAAACGCUAUUUGUAAAAAUUUGCCCGGAAGCUACGAGUGCCAGUGCCCACCUGGGUUUAACGGAAAUCCGUUCUCUCUUUGCGAGGAGUGCAACAGCAUCGAAUGUCAAUGUCAGCCACCUUACAAGAUUGUCAAUGGGAAAUGUAUGUUGGCUGGGUGUUCCAAGGGUGAGAAAUGCCCAACUGGCGCGGAAUGCAUCACUAUCGCUGGCGGAGUGAGCUACUGUGCUUGUCCCAAAGGAUACACCACCAAGAGCGACGGUUCCUGCGAUGAUAUAAACGAGUGCAUAGUGGGACACCAAGUGUGCGGCUACGGAGCGGAGUGUAUAAACCUCCCAGGCUCGCAUCAAUGCGUCUGUCCACACGGCUACGGUGGAGACCCGUACAAUGGACUCUGUUCUCCAGCUCAGAAACGUUGCACUGGCGACAACGAAUGCAAAGCUAACGAGAAAUGCGUGCAACCUGGCGAGUGCGUCUGUCCCCCGCCGUUUUACACAGACCCUCUUGAUGGGAACCUUUGCAAGAAUCCCUGUGAUCGAUUCCCUUGCGGUAUUAAUGCCAAAUGUACACCAAGCGAUCCUCCGAGGUGCAUGUGCGAGGCCGGCUAUGAGGGAGACCCGCAACACGGUUGCGUGGACGUGAACGAGUGCGCUAACAACCCCUGCGGACACGGCGCCUACUGCAUCAACACCAGAGGCGAUCAUAUCUGCGAGUGUCCAAGGGGAACAGUCGGCGACCCUUAUGGAGGUGGAUGCACCGGUGUCGCAGUUCCGAAGAACGAGUGCUCAUCUAAUGACGAUUGUGAUAAUUUGUUCGCCUGUGUUAACGGAAGAUGCGUGAACCCUUGCGAUAAUAUACCUUGUGGACCGAACGCCUACUGUGAGCCAGAUAAGCACGCAGCUUGGUGCAGGUGCGUGAUUGGAUUCGUCGAGGGCAAGAACAACGAAUGUGUUUCACAAUGUGACGGUUUCGUCUGUGGAUCUGGGGCACAGUGCAUUGUGAGCUACGAUGGGCCGACUUGCAAGUGCAUAGAAGGUUUUAUGGGUAACCCGUUCCCCGGUGGCCAGUGUCAACCGGAUGUUUGUUCCCCGGAAGUGCCAUGCGUAGAGCCAAGUGUCUGUAUAAGCGGAAGAUGUAAACGUCGUUGCGAAGGUAUCGUUUGCGGAGUGGGAGCUUCUUGCGAUCCGGCGACCAAUAAAUGCGUGUGUAAUCCGUACUUCAUUGGGAAUCCUGACCUCCUCUGCAUGCCACCGAUUCAGCCAGCAAUUUGCGAUCCCGGUUGCGGGGUCAAUGCCCACUGCGAGUACACUCUGCAGGAAUCGAAGUGCGUGUGCAAUCCAGGUACCACAGGAAAUCCAUAUCACGGUUGUGGCGUUCAAGAAAAAUCCGAUUGUUCCACUGCGCUUUGCGGCAAGGAUGCACAUUGCAACGUUAGUCCAAACGCAGUCGAAUGUUUGUGUCCACCUGGAUACGCCGGAAAUCCGUAUAUUCAGUGUCAUGAUAUUAACGAGUGCAACGGGAACGCGUGUGGAAGCAACGCAGUCUGCAUAAACACAAUCGGCAGCUACGAUUGUCGUUGCAAAGAAGGCUUAUUCGGCAAUCCGUUCAUCGGUUGUCAACAGGUACAAGUCGGCCCUUGCACGGAUCCGGCGACGUGCACUUGCAGCGACUCGGUCCCCUGUCCAUUCGACUAUAGCUGCGCGUCUGGCAAAUGCGUCAACCGUUGCAGCGACGUGAAAUGCGGCCCGAGAUCAGUCUGCCAGGACGGAGCUUGCAUCUGUCCGCCCGGCUACAGCGGCAAUCCGAACGACCUGACCACAGGAUGCCACCCGCACCGUCACUGUUCCAACGACUUCGACUGUGAACCUCAACAAAUCUGUUUCCAAGUAGGCAAAGGCGUCAGAAAGUGCGUGGACGCUUGCAGCAAACUACAAUGCGGCCCGAACGCUCUGUGCGUAACUCAAAAUCACGUGUCUUCAUGUUUGUGCAUCGACGGAUACCAAGGAAAUCCUAGCAACCUGGUAGAAGGCUGUCAACCCUCAAAAUCUGUGAUAACGUCUGGGUGCACUCACGAUUCUGAUUGCGCUCAAGGGUCAUUCUGUAUUCUCUUAGACGGUGGUAUUCGCGACUGCGUGAAUCCUUGCAGUAAAGUGGUCUGCGGUGCGCAUCAGAAGUGCGAGCCUGAUAUAAUUCCUGGUCACGCCACUUGCAAGUGUCAGGACGGUUACGAGUGGAAUCCAAUAUUAUCUUCUUGCGAGAAACCAUCUGUCCCUGAUUGCAUCUCCGACGACGAUUGCCACGCGAAGGAAGCCUGUCGACCGGAUGCUCUUGGAGUUUUGAAAUGUACCUCGGUGUGUCGAAGCUUUACCUGUGCUGUGAAUUCUCAGUGCGUGGCGGAAAGACACCGCGGCCGCUGCGAGUGUCUACCCGGUUUCAUUGGCAAUCCGAACGAUCGUCAGGGUUGCCAGACACCCAGGAAGGACCAGUGUUCCUCUGACAGUGAAUGUCCUGAAGAUCAGACUUGUAGAACCGUCAAAGAUGGCCUUCGCACCUGUCAACCGGUCUGCAAUUUCGUAUCCUGCGGUCCGAAUGCGCUUUGCGUGGUCCACAACCACGUCGCCAACUGCGAAUGUCCACCUGGCCUCUACGCCGGUGAUCCUAACGACGUCAUUCAAGGAUGCAAAUCAGUCCCUUGCGUUUAUAAUUUGGACUGUCCGCCCACUCAAUUGUGCAACAGAUUAACGCAUACCUGCUACGAUGCCUGUGAUGAAAACGCUUGCGGUGUGAAUGCAGUGUGCAUAGCAGAUGAUCACAGAGCAAUUUGCCAAUGUCCACCUGGGCUGAAGCCUAAUCCUGUUCCUGACGUCGAGUGCAUUGCUAUUGAAGCCUGUCACCCUAAUCCUUGUCACGAAACGGCUAUCUGCAUUCCUGGACCGUCAAACAAUCCCGUUUGUCAGUGUCCCUCCAAUUUUGUUGGAGAUCCUUACGGGAAAGGGUGUCAACCGGAAGGAUACUGCGCUGGUGCCAAGGACUGUCCUGUGCAGUCCAUUUGCCUCAAUCAUCGUUGCGUUAAUCCUUGCGAGAACGCCUGUGGACCGAAUUCCAUCUGCGAACUAAUUAAUAGCCAGCCAACGUGCAAGUGUAUUCAUAGAUUCAUUCCAUCUUCCAAAGGACCUCAGGAUGGAUGCGUGCGUGCUAUGAAUUAUUGCCAUAUUGAUGCAGACUGUGAGGAGAGCGUGUGCCUCGAAGGACAGUGUAUAGCUGUAUGUCGCGCAGCUACUGAUUGCUCAACCGGCGAGAAAUGCGUGAACAAUAGGUGCGUGGUGCCUUGCGUAACUCACACGCAAUGCGAAAACGAUCGAGCUUGUCUUAAUGGAUUCUGUGUCCUGGGCUGCCGGAGCAACAAGGAUUGUCUCUCAACAGAAGUCUGCCUUGAUAACAAAUGUCAAGAUCCUUGCAAGAGUAAGAACGUCUGUGGUCCAAACGCGAUCUGUAGCUGCGUGAAUCACGCCACGGCCUGCACCUGUCCUCUCGGCUUUCACGGAAAUCCCACGCCUCAGCAGGGCUGUGUUCGAGUUCCGAACAUUUGCGAGGGUCCUCAUGAUUGUCCUAGUCAGCACGUGUGCGUUUCCGGUUUCUGCCAGUGUCAGUGCAGCGAGCAGAACAACUGCGCCGAAGGCGAACGUUGCAAAAAUGGAGUCUGCAUAAAAGUGUGCUAUAGUGAUAGUAAUUGUCUGCCAGGUGAAUUGUGCAUCGACGGUGGCUGCGAAGUGGGCUGCACCUCUGAUGCUGGGUGCAAUGAUAAUGAAGUCUGCAUCAACAACAAGUGCAAAUGUAGUCAUGGAUUCAUUGCUGGGCCAGAACACUGCCUCGAUAUCAACGAAUGCGAUGACCAACCAUGCCAUUCCAGUGCGGAGUGCAUCAAUCUGCGUGGUUCCUACCGCUGUGUCUGUCCGCAAGGCACAGCCGGCGAUCCAGUCGGUUCAGGAUGCAUAAUUCCUCAUCAAUGCAAUUUGCACGUGGACUGUCCGGACUCGCAAGCUUGCAUCCAACACAACUGCACCGAUCCUUGCACUCUAGUCGACUGCGGGCUUAAUACGAUCUGCUCGGUUCUUGACCACACGGCCUCCUGUCAAUGUCAGCCUGGUUACAUCGGUGAUGCCUCGGGCUGCUUCAAAGUAGAGUGCCUUUCAAACAACGACUGCCCCACGGACAAGUAUUGCAAUGAAGACACCAACAAAUGCAGCACUGUAUGUCGCGCAGCUACUGAUUGCUCAACCGGCGAGAAAUGCGUGAACAAUAGGUGCGUGGUGCCUUGCGUAACUCACACGCAAUGCGAAAACGAUCGAGCUUGUCUUAAUGGAUUCUGUGUCCUGGGCUGCCGGAGCAACAAGGAUUGUCUCUCAACAGAAGUCUGCCUUGAUAACAAAUGUCAAGAUCCUUGCAAGAGUAAGAACGUCUGUGGUCCAAACGCGAUCUGUAGCUGCGUGAAUCACGCCACGGCCUGCACCUGUCCUCUCGGCUUUCACGGAAAUCCCACGCCUCAGCAGGGCUGUGUUCGAGUUCCGAACAUUUGCGAGGGUCCUCAUGAUUGUCCUAGUCAGCACGUGUGCGUUUCCGGUUUCUGCCAGUGUCAGUGCAGCGAGCAGAACAACUGCGCCGAAGGCGAACGUUGCAAAAAUGGAGUCUGCAUAAAAGUGUGCUAUAGUGAUAGUAAUUGUCUGCCAGGUGAAUUGUGCAUCGACGGUGGCUGCGAAGUGGGCUGCACCUCUGAUGCUGGGUGCAAUGAUAAUGAAGUCUGCAUCAACAACAAGUGCAAAUGUAGUCAUGGAUUCAUUGCUGGGCCAGAACACUGCCUCGAUAUCAACGAAUGCGAUGACCAACCAUGCCAUUCCAGUGCGGAGUGCAUCAAUCUGCGUGGUUCCUACCGCUGUGUCUGUCCGCAAGGCACAGCCGGCGAUCCAGUCGGUUCAGGAUGCAUAAUUCCUCAUCAAUGCAAUUUGCACGUGGACUGUCCGGACUCGCAAGCUUGCAUCCAACACAACUGCACCGAUCCUUGCACUCUAGUCGACUGCGGGCUUAAUACGAUCUGCUCGGUUCUUGACCACACGGCCUCCUGUCAAUGUCAGCCUGGUUACAUCGGUGAUGCCUCGGGCUGCUUCAAAGUAGAGUGCCUUUCAAACAACGACUGCCCCACGGACAAGUAUUGCAAUGAAGACACCAACAAAUGCAGCAGUCCUUGCAAUCAGAUGAACUGUGGAUAUGGCAAUUGCAUAGCUUCUGACCAUAUUGGAAUAUGCAAAUGCUUCCCCGGAUUUGAGUUAGCCGGUGAUAUUUGCAUAGACCUUAACGAGUGCCUGGAGAAACCUUGCCACUCUUCUGCCACCUGUGAGAACACAGAAGGCUCUUACGCCUGCGUGUGCCCUCAUGGUUUGGUCGGAGAUCCAUUCAAGUCCGGCUGCAAACAGCCUGGAGACUGUUUCGCGGAUUACGAUUGUCCAAACUCGGCUGCUUGCGUCGACAACAGAUGUACAAAUCCCUGCGAUCUGUCGCCCGUUUGCGGAAGGAAUGCUGAAUGCUUCGUUCGCGAUCACGUUCCACUUUGCAGAUGUCCUGGCCAAACCACAGGCAAUCCAGCAUGCCAGUGUCCUGCAGAGACACGACCGACUGCAACGACGGAAACACCUGUCGAGACAACGUGUGCCUCCCGAUCUGCUCCAGCGACAACGAGUGCGCGUUCAACGAGAAAUGCGUCCGCGGCAACUGUCUACUGA